This is a messenger RNA of Spinacia oleracea (spinach), 3701 nucleotides long. RefSeq lists its product as uncharacterized. Gene Ontology annotation, molecular function: DNA binding; catalytic activity. Gene Ontology annotation, cellular component: nucleus. Bases 165 to 2990 code for a protein of 941 amino acids. NCBI's taxonomy places the organism in Eukaryota, Viridiplantae, Streptophyta, Magnoliopsida, Caryophyllales, Amaranthaceae. The record is from RefSeq and is a predicted model, not a curated record. Gene Ontology annotation, biological process: DNA repair. The transcript is spliced from 2 exons.
ACCCGUCAAAACAAGACCAAUAAACUAACUGUUCAAAAUUCUCAAGUCCAAUAUCGGACUCCCGGAAAGAAUUCCUACUUCUCCGUCACCGCCCUCCGUAACUGUCGCCUGAGAUGACAGUGAAUUCAAACCCUAAUCAUUCGUAAUGGAAGUCGGAGAGGAUUAUGCAGAUCAAUGCUGAAUCAAUUCAAAGAAACGCUCAAAGCAUCAGAAUUUCGACACCUUGCAAAACUCAAUCUUCAAUUUCAAUGGCGGCUGAUCGUCCUCUGAAGCGGCAACGUCAAAAUAAGGUAUUGCCUGAUAAUCUUAUUAAGGUUAAUUAUACUAAAACUUCUCCAGUUAUCGUAUUAGCAUUAAAUGCAUCAUCUAAUUAUGCACUGGAAACUAGAAAAUUAGCGAAAAAUCGAAGUAAAAAUGGUGGUAGUAUUAGGGCGAAGAAGCGUAAUGUUGAUAAAGGGAAACUGGUUGAUGAUAAUUGCAUCAAUGUUGUUGAAUGUGUUUCUCCUUAUUUUAGCAACAAAGGGAAGAGGAAGGGUGAUGUGGGAGAAGAUUUGGGGGGUCAGGGUAAGAGAAUUGACGUGAGGAGAGAGAAUUUUGUGUUGGUGAAUAGGGGAAAUGAUGGGUAUGAGACAUUGUUGGGUUUUGAACGACAUGCUGAAGUUUCUGAUGUGAUGGUUAAAGACAAGGAGAAGGAUAGGGUUUUAGAGGGAAAUCAAGGGGGAAGGGAGACUCAUGUUGUUGUGAUGAAUGACGAUGAGACGAGAGUCGUUUCUCCCUUUUUUGUCAAGAGUGGAAGUGUGGGGAAGGAGAAAAGGAAAAGGAAGAAGAAAGUAUGUGGCGAAAUUCAGAAUGCAGGGAGAAUUGUGGUGGAGAAGAGGGGGAUUGACGGGAUUUAUCAUCGUAUCGAGGAAAACGAGGUGGAUAUGGCGGAGAGAAAUUCAUGUAUAGGGUCGUUGUUGGAUCUUCGAAGGAGAGCCGGUGUUUCUGACAUGGUGGUUAAACAUGAGGAGAAGUAUGACGUCCUUGAGGGGAAGAGAGGGGAAAGGGAAGCUCCUGUUAGUAUGACGAAUGACUAUGAGAAGACAGUUGUUUCCCCAUAUUUUGUGAAAGGUGGCGAUGGCAAGGAGAAAGAGAAGAAAAGGAGAAGGAAGAAAUCAGAACGAUAUGAUCAAUUGUGGGGAAAGAUUGUGAAUGUGGAGAAGAGGGAAAACUGUGGCGAUAUUUCUGGGAGGGAGACGAGUGAGCAACAUGUUGAGGAUCACUGGAAUUCACUAAGGGAGGUGUUGUUGGUUUUUCAGCAAAAAGCUGAUGUUCCUGAUGUGGUGGUUAAACACGAGGAUAGACAUGAAGAUUUUGAGGAGGAGAAAAGUGGGAGGGAGUUUUCUGCUGGUUUGAUGAAUGAGAAUGCGAAUGAGAAUGCGAAUGAGAAUGAGAAUGAGAAUGAGAAGAGAGCUGUUUCUCCAUAUUUCGUGAAGAAUAACAGCAAGGAGAAGAAGCAAAAACAGAAAAGGGAAAGAAAAACGCAUAGUGAUCAGUCGUGUGGCAAAAUUGAGAAUGUGGUGAAACUUGUGUUGGAAAAGAAGGAAAUUGAUUGCGAUCCUUAUGAUAAGGAGAAAAAUGAGCAGCAUUUUGAGGACACGAAUUCACCAAGAGGUAGGGUGUCAUUGGAUCUUCAAAGAAGAGUUGAUAGUCCUUAUAUGGUGGUGAAACACGAGGAAAAGCAUGAAGACCUUGAGGAGAAGGAAAGAGGAAGGGAUCUCCUUGAAAGUAAGAUGAAUGAUGAAGAGAAGAGGGUUGCUUUUCCGUGUAUAGUGAAGUGUGACAGCAAGGGGGAGAAAACAAGGAAAAGGAAGAAAAAAGUUCAAAAUGAUCAACCAUGUGGUGAAAACGAGACUGAGGCCUUCAAUGUCAUGUCACCAAAAGUCGUUUCACCAUAUUUCGUGAGAAAGGGAGGUCAUGGCCAUGAAAACUCAAAAUUUGAAUGCAUGAAGGAAACCGAGAAGAAAGUAAGGAAGCCGAGAAAUAACAAGAAGAGAAUUUGUGAGGAUAGUAAGGAGUUGGAAACAGAAAAGGAAGUUAAAAAGCAGAGGAAGAGCAAGAAAAAAGGAACAUUUGUUGACCAAUGUUGUGCAAAGCAGAGUAAUACAGACAAGAACUUAGGAUUAGGGCUCCAAAGUGUUGUUUCUGCUGGUGUCAGAAUGAAGAUGGAUAGUGAAGCAGCACAUGAGAGGGGUUUGAAAAGAAUUGUGGUUACUUUAGAGUCUGCUAGCCGUCAGGACUUGAUCAAUCAGGGAAACUGCACAGCUAAGGUUGACGAGGAGGAACCUUUGCACUUUUUGAAGAUCAACACGAGUCUGAAUGGUCAGACUUUACAUGGUGAUCAAGAUGAUUGUGACUUGAUGACUAGCAGCAUCAACGGAAAGGAAAAAAAGAAGAAGAAAAAGAAAACCGUGUCUCCAAUGUGUGGCUCAGCAGCUGGCCUUGAUCCCUCAUCAUUGAGUUCCAGUAAAGAAGAUUUAGUGCAUGAUAACCAACACUGUCCGAAAGCUUCAGUGACCAAGGUAGUCUCUCCAUACUUUGAAAAUUCAUUGAGGGAAAAUGAGUGUGAUAACGGAAGAGAUAAGGCUGACUGUAAAUAUCAAAAAAAGAGAAGGGUUGACAGGACUAAGUACAUUAAGUUUGAAGAGGUACUUUCCAAUUAUGCUUACAAAGGGGACAACUACUUGAAUAAGGAAGAGGAAAAUGGGGGUAAGAAAGAAGAAGAUGGUAGUGCUGGAAAAGGUAAGAAGAAAGGUAAGAAGCAGCAAAACGGUACUCUAAGUGCUGCCGAGAAGCGAGCUGAUGCUUACCAAAGAAAAGCACCAGACUGUACCUGGAGGCCACCCUUGUCUCCUUACAAUCUUCUGCAAGAGGAGCAUGCCCAUGACCCCUGGAGAGUUUUGGUGACUUGUAUGCUUCUGAAUAUCACUACUGGACCCCAGAAUUGCUAGUGUGAUACAAAGUUUAGGGUUGCAUAGAAAAAGGGCAACAAUGAUUCAGCAAUUUUCUAGGGAGUAUUUAUCUGACGACUGGACACACGUGACUCAGCUGCAUGGGAUUGGAAAGUGAGUGAAUCCUACGCCUUUUCUCUUAGUACUGUUAGAAAUGGACCUGCAAAGUGAUCGACUUCAAGUGUAAGGCUCUAAAUAUGCACCAUUGUCCAUAUCAUUAAUCAUCAACAUACUUGGGUUUGUUUGUUUUUUAUUGUACAGGUAUGCAGCUGAUGCUUACGCAAUUUUUUGUACGGGUAAGUGGCGGCAGGUAACCCCAACAGAUCAUAUGCUGAAUUAUUAUUGGAAAUUUCUCCAAAAUCGUGGUCUCAAGGAGGUUGCUUUUUAAGUUAUAAUUUGUACUUGACCGUGAGCCAAUCCAUUUUAGAGUUUGGUGAGCUUUCUACCACAGUAGGGAAAGAAUUAGCAGAAAAAUUUCUACCACAGUAGGGAAAGAAUUAGCACAAAAUUUUGGUUUAUACUGUAUAUAAAAAUGUAUAGUGUAGUCUACUGAAGUAGUUUGUCAGAUUGAUAUGUAUAGAAUGUGCAACCAACCUUAACUUAUCCUGUUGGCAACGGGCUUGUUGGGAUUCGAACAGAAACCAAUGUAAUUGUAAUUGUAAUUGUAAUUGUAAUUGUAAUUGAAAAUGUGGAGUGGUUUUACUCACUAAA